CCCGUGGUGUUCCGUCCCGCCGUGCGGCGGUCGGUGCCCUGUCACUGCCUGCUCUGGCCAUGGCUAGGGCGCUUGGGUUAUAAAUUAGCGACCAAAGCUCCCGACGCGGCCCUGGUCCUGAUGGCGGCGGCGGCGGCCCUGGCAGCAGCCGAGCCACCUCCCGCGAUGCCGCAGGCGGCAGGAGCCGGAGGGCCAGCCGCCCGCAGAGAUUUCUACUGGCUGCGCUCCUUCCUGGCCGGAGGUAUUGCUGGAUGCUGUGCCAAAACAACAGUUGCUCCUUUGGAUCGAGUGAAGGUUUUAUUACAAGCUCACAAUCACCAUUACAAACACUUGGGAGUAUUUUCUACAUUGCGUGCUGUUCCCCAAAAGGAGGGAUACCUUGGAUUGUAUAAAGGGAAUGGUGCAAUGAUGAUUCGAAUUUUUCCUUAUGGUGCAAUCCAGUUUAUGGCAUUUGAGCAUUAUAAAACGUUAAUAACUACAAAACUGGGAGUUUCUGGUCAUGUACACAGAUUAAUGGCUGGGUCCAUGGCAGGUAUGACAGCAGUUAUCUGUACUUACCCUCUUGAUAUGGUUAGAGUACGCCUAGCAUUCCAGGUGAAAGGGGAACAUACUUAUACGGGAAUUAUUCAUGCAUUCAAAACAAUUUAUGCAAAGGAAGGUGGUUUCCUUGGAUUUUACAGAGGCUUGAUGCCUACUAUAUUAGGAAUGGCUCCAUAUGCAGGUGUUUCGUUUUUUACUUUUGGUACCUUAAAGAGUGUUGGGCUUUCCCAUGCUCCUACCCUUCUUGGCAGACCUUCAUCAGACAAUCCUAAUGUCUUAGUUUUGAAAACUCACAUAAACUUACUUUGUGGUGGUGUUGCUGGAGCAAUAGCACAGACAAUAUCCUACCCAUUUGAUGUAACACGUCGGCGAAUGCAGUUAGGAACUGUUCUUCCAGAAUUUGAAAAGUGCCUAUUUCAGAAGAAGAAGGUGGAAGCUUCCUUUUCUAAAGCAGUUCUGAGCCGAGGAAUGGAUAACCGGUACCUGGUAUUAGCAGUCAAUAUUGUACAGAAUGAAGAAGGAAACCAUGAAAAGCACCUAAUCAUCACUGCUUCGCAGUCACUAGAAUGUAAAGAACUGUGUAUCCUUAGGAAUGACUGGUGCUCUGUACCAGUAGAGCUAGGGGACAUCAUUCAUUUAGAGGGAGACUGCAUAUCCGAUACUUGGAUAAUAGAUGAAGAUUUUGGAUAUUUGAUUCUGUAUCCAGACAUGCUGAUUUCUGGCACAAGCAUAGCCAGUAGUAUUCGAUGCAUGAGAAGAGCUGUCCUGAGUGAAACAUUUAAGAGCUCUGAUCCAGCCACACGCCAAAUGCUGAUUGGUACCAUUCUCCAUGAAGUAUUUCAAAAAGCAAUAAGUGAUAGUUUUGCCCCAGGAAAGCUACAAGAACUUGCUUUUCAAACUGUUCAAGAAAUAAGGCAUCUGAAGGAAAUGUACCGCCUAAAUCUGAAUCAAGAUGAAAUAAAACAAGAAGUAGAGGAGUAUCUUCCUUCAUUUUCUAAAUGGGCUGGAGAUUUCAUGCAUAAACAUACUUCAACUGACUUCCCUCAGAUGCAGCUCUCUCUGCCAAGUGAUGGUAGUGACGGUAAUUCAACAUGUAAUAUCGAAGUUAUAAACUCACUGGAUAUUGAAGAAAGCAUUUGGUCUCCUAGGUUUGGAUUGAAGGGCAAAAUAGAUGUUACAGUUGGUGUGAAGAUACAUAGAGGAUGUAAAACGAAAUAUAAGAUAAUGCCACUGGAACUUAAAACUGGCAAAGAAUCAAAUUCUAUUGAACACCGUAGUCAGCUUGUUCUGUACACACUGCUAAGCCAAGAGAGGAGAGCUGAUCCAGAGGCUGGCCUGCUCCUCUACCUGAAGACCGGCCAGAUGUAUCCUGUACCUGCCAACCAUCUCGAUAAAAGAGAAUUAUUAAGGCUAAGAAACCAGAUGGCAUUCUCUUUGUUUCAUCGUAUUAACAAAUCUGCUACUGGAGAGGAGAAGACAAAGCUUGCUCCUUUGCCACAAAUAAUUGAGGAACAGCAAACCUGUAAAUAUUGCUCACAGAUGGGCAACUGUGCUCUUUAUAGCAGAGCGGUUGAACAACAGAUGGAUGACAGUUCAGUCCCGACCAGCAUGCAGCCCAAAAUAAAAGAAGAAACCCAGCAUCUAAAACUUACACACUUAGAGUAUUUCAGCCUUUGGUGUCUUAUGUUAACCCUGGAGUCACAGUCAAAGCAUAAUAAAAAAAAUUACCAAACCAUAUGGUUAACGCCUGCUUCAGAUAUGGAGGAGAGUGGCAGCUGCAUUGGGAACCUGAUUAGAACAGAACAUGUAAAGACAGUUUGUGAUGGACAAUAUUUACAUAAUUUCCAACAUAAAAAUGGUGUCAUGCCUGUCACAAAUCUAAUGGCAGGUGACAGAAUUAUUUUAAGUGGAGAAGAGAGAACAUUGUUUGCUUUGUCUAGGGGGUACGUGAAGGAGAUUAACAUGACAACUGUAACCUGUUUAUUAGACAGGAACUUGUCAGGACUCCCAGAAUCAACUUUGUUCAGAUUGGACCAGGAAGAAAAACAUUGUAAUAUAGAUACCCCAUUAGGAAAUCUUUCUAAACUGAUGGAAAAUACUUCUGUCAGUCAAAAACUUCGAGAUUUAAUCAUUGACUUUCGCGAACCGCAGUUUAUAUCCUACCUCAGUUCUGUUCUUCCACAUGAUGCAAAGGACACAGUUGCCUGCAUUCUAAAAGGUUUGAAUAAGCCUCAAAGGCAAGCCAUGAAAAAGGUACUUCUUUCAAAAGACUACACCCUCAUCGUGGGUAUGCCUGGAACAGGAAAAACAACUACAAUAUGUACUCUUGUAAGAAUUCUCUAUGCCUGUGGUUUUAGUGUUUUGUUGACCAGCUAUACACACUCAGCUGUUGACAAUAUUCUUUUGAAGUUAGCAAAGUUUAAAAUUGGAUUUUUGCGCUUGGGUCAGACUCAGAAGGUACAUCCAGAUAUCCAGAAAUUUACAGAGGAGGAUAUUUGCAGAUCAAAAUCCAUUAGAUCCUUAGCUCUUCUAGAAGAACUCUACAAUAGUCAACUUAUAGUUGCAACAACAUGUAUGGGAGUAAACCAUCCCAUAUUUUCUCGUAAAACUUUUGAUUUUUGUAUAGUGGAUGAAGCCUCUCAAAUUAGCCAACCAGUUUGCCUAGGGCCACUUUUUUUUUCACGGAGAUUUGUGUUGGUGGGGGAUCAUCAGCAGCUUCCUCCCCUGGUGCUAAACUGCGAAGCAAGAGCUCUUGGCAUGAGUGAAAGCUUAUUCAAGAGGCUGGAACAGAAUAAGAAUGCUGUCGUACAGUUAACCGUGCAGUACAGAAUGAACAGUAAAAUUAUGUCCUUAAGUAAUAAACUGACAUACGAAGGAAAGCUGGAGUGUGGAUCAGACAAAGUGGCCAAUGCAGUGAUAAACCUACCUAACUUUAAAGAUGUAAAGCUGGAACUGGAGUUUUAUGCUGAUUAUUCUGAAAAUCCUUGGCUGGUUGAAGUUUUCGAGCCAAAAAGUCCUGUUUGUUUCCUUAACACAGACAAGGUUCCAGCACCAGAACAAGUUGAAAAGGGAGGUGUCAGUAAUAUAACAGAAGCCAAACUCGUUGUUUUCCUGACCUCAAUUUUUAUUAAGGCUGGUUGUAAUCCCUCUGAUAUUGGUAUCAUUGCACCAUACCGGCAACAGUUAAAAGUCAUCAAUGAUUUAUUGGCACAUUCUUCUCUUGGGAUGGUCGAAGUUAAUACAGUAGACAAAUACCAGGGAAGAGACAAAAGUAUCAUUCUAGUAUCUUUUGUUAGAAGUAAUGAAGAUGGAACUCUUGGUGAACUAUUGAAAGAUUGGCGGCGUCUUAAUGUUGCUAUAACCAGAGCCAAACAUAAGCUGAUUCUCCUGGGAUGUGUGCCCUCACUAAACCGCUAUCCUCCUUUGGGGAAGCUACUUUAUCAUCUAAACUCAGAAAAAUUAAUCAUGGAUCUUCCAUCAGGAGAACAUGAAAGUCUUUGUCAUAUAUUGGGUGAUUUUCAAAGAAGAUAAAGCACUGUUUUCCUUGCUUUUUCCAAACCAUCAUGAUCUUCUCUAACUGUUGCCUAUUUAUAAUUCGGAUAUGCUGUAAAAUCAGUGCCUGGUUACACUGUGAAGAUAACUUUUAUCCCAAGGGUAAGAAAUGAUGUAAAUAUACUCUUUCAGAGUUCCAGUUUUUUUGUUUUAUUUAUUUUUUGGUAUAACCUUGUUAAACAUAAAGUUCUAUUACCAUACAAAAUUUAACAUAGUAUUUUUUUAGUACAGGUGAACCAAAACUGAAAAGUCUAAAUUUAUAGGUAUUAUAAAUGUGGUUUUGUAUGAUCUAGAGUUUGAUAAAUUUCUACCACCUUUUAAAGCUGGGAUGAAUUUUUCAAUCUGAGGCUUAAACCUUUAAGUCUAAAUUUUCAAGAUUAAUUUGAUCUUUUAGAUUUUUAAUCAUAUUUUGUUUAUUUGAAAGAUUAGGUAAGAAAAUUGAUUGCUUUUGUCAUUUAAGGACAAUCUUGUGAUGAUGAGAACAUAAGUAAGACGUUUUUCUGUAUUUUGAGGUCCCUGAUUCAAAGGCCAUUCUGCUGGUUUUUUUCCUGACUUUUGCUUUCUCCUAUCAGAGAUGUUUUCACUUUAAACCUAGUCUUUUAAAUUAUCACUGAUAAAUGUAUUAUUCCAGUUAAUUUCUGAUUCUCCUUACUCUCCCACUUGUUAUUUUCACUUUUCAGUAUUCUAGUGAAAUAAAAUAAUUCCUACUGUUCUUUUGAGAAGAAAUUUUGUUUGCUGAAUUGAUGACAAAUUAAAAAGGUGUAUUCCUAUUUUCACUUACUCAUGUUCAUAUGCCCCUUAGUUUUAGGGCAUUUCUCAAUUUUCUCUUUUGGUAUAAAAAUGUUUUGUAAAAUAGUUACCUCAAAGUGCUUGAUUACUUAUAUUGUGACCAAUUUUAACCUUAGUGUAUCCAUCUUUGGCAGGGAGAUCUCUCACUUCUCUCAAAUGUUUUCUUUUUAAUGAAUGUUAAGUAUGUUAAAAAUUGCUGCCUCUACCUCACAUGUUUUAAAAAAAUUAUUACU
Globicephala melas (long-finned pilot whale) is the source of this 5114-nucleotide messenger RNA. Its product is annotated as solute carrier family 25 member 16. The record is from RefSeq and is a predicted model, not a curated record. Gene Ontology annotation, biological process: mitochondrial coenzyme A transmembrane transport; replication fork reversal. NCBI's taxonomy places the organism in Eukaryota, Metazoa, Chordata, Mammalia, Artiodactyla, Delphinidae. Gene Ontology annotation, molecular function: single-stranded DNA helicase activity; 5'-flap endonuclease activity; coenzyme A transmembrane transporter activity. Gene Ontology annotation, cellular component: cytoplasm; mitochondrial inner membrane.